GUCAACAGACACCCGCUGGAGUCUCCGGACGCAUCUGAGCUCACCUGCAUCCAAGCGCACCACCCAGCAGACGUCCAUGUGUUGCGCGCUCCAGUCGACUUAAAAAGAAAUUGCAAGCUCUACUCGGAGAUAAACCUCAUUAUAGUGAAAGCUUUUUGUAGAUUUGACUGUGUAUUUUCCCCGUAGUUAUGCAGGAUAAAGGAACAUUUAUCAGCCCUUUCCUCAGACCGCGGUGUCUGGCGGCAGCGGCGCCGGCCGGGAAAGCGAAAUUGACUCACCCGGGAAAGGCGAUUCUGGCAGGUGGAAUUGCAGGUGGCAUAGAGAUCUGCAUCACCUUCCCAACAGAGUAUGUCAAGACCCAGUUACAACUGGAGGAGAAGGCCAAUCCACCCAAAUACAGAGGAAUAGGUGACUGUGUGAAACAGACGGUACAGGGUCAUGGUGUUAAAGGACUGUACAGAGGACUCAGCUCACUGGUGUAUGGAUCCAUACCCAAAUCUGCAGUCAGGUUUGGAGUGUUUGAGUUCCUCAGCAACCGUGCAAGGGAUGAGUCCGGUCGACUGGACAGCACCAGAGGCCUGCUGUGUGGGCUUGGAGCUGGGGUCAUGGAGGCUGUUUUGGUGGUCUGUCCCAUGGAAACUGUCAAGGUUAAAUUCAUUCAUGACCAGACUUCAGCCAACCCCAAAUACAAGGGCUUCUUCCACGGAGUUAGAGAAAUCAUCAGGGCACAAGGAAUAAAAGGGACAUACCAGGGUCUCACCGCCACGGUCCUUAAACAAGGCUCCAACCAAGCUAUUCGAUUCUAUGUGAUGACCUCUCUCAAGAACUGGUACAAAGGUGAUGACAACAAUAAAGCUAUUAAUCCCUUGGUGACUGGAGUAUUUGGAGCCAUAGCAGGAGCAGCCAGUGUCUUUGGAAACACACCACUAGAUGUCAUCAAGACAAGGAUGCAGGGUCUGGAAGCACAUAAAUAUAAAAGCACAUUGGACUGUGCAUUAAAGAUCAUGAAAUAUGAGGGCUUGGCAGCUUUCUAUAAAGGAACAGUUCCUCGGCUGGGCCGUGUGUGUCUGGAUGUGGCCAUAGUUUUCAUCAUCUAUGAGGAGGUGGUGAAGGUCCUGAAUACAGUCUGGAAGACGGACUGAGCUACUGUACGUAUAGGGCGGUGGCUUCCUGCUUUCCAGGCAUCAGACACAGAUCUGAGUAUCACAGACCUCUUACGCAUCAUAAAAGCAAGGGGGUGAGACAGAAAGCUGAACUUAGAUCUGUGUCAUAUGCUAACCAGGAAGUUAAAGAGCCCAUAGACAGGGGCUGCAAACAAGAAUAAAGCCUAAAAAAAAAGGCCCAGUGUCGCCCAUAUCUGGACAGCUGCAGUGUAUGCCGUGACCAGACCAAGGGUCAAUUUCAGAAGUGGGAUUAUACAGUAAGGUUAGCCAAAUAACUAGGUAAAAAAAGAUGCUUAAGCUUGAUUUAUGCUUCUGUGUAAAAUCUAUGCCGUGGCUACGAACGUAGUUAAGUGGAGACACAAACCUACGCAGGACCCUAUGCCGUAGCCUCUUGAAAAAUGUAACUACAAAUAGUGGCGACGCACGUCGCUCUGCUGUGGCUUGUUAGCGUUGCAUUUCCCCCGACUCAUUUCCUUGUUCACCU
This is a messenger RNA of Perca flavescens (yellow perch), 1647 nucleotides long. Its product is annotated as tricarboxylate transport protein, mitochondrial. Gene Ontology annotation, molecular function: citrate secondary active transmembrane transporter activity. The transcript has 9 exons. NCBI's taxonomy places the organism in Eukaryota, Metazoa, Chordata, Actinopteri, Perciformes, Percidae. Gene Ontology annotation, biological process: mitochondrial citrate transmembrane transport. The record is from RefSeq and is a predicted model, not a curated record. Gene Ontology annotation, cellular component: mitochondrion. Bases 189 to 1142 code for a protein of 317 amino acids.